AUGUUGCGCAAACGUUUAAUUAAAAACUCCAAAACUAGUCCGUUUAUUAUUGGCAUAUUUUGUGGGACUUCGAAACCAAAACCACUCCCUAAUUAUUUGAGUGAUUUUGUAACUGAGCUGAAAGAGUUAUUGGUUAACGGCUUUGAAUAUAACAACAGGAAAUACGCAGUUGAGAUCCACAGCUUUGUUUGCGAUAGUCCUGCAAAGGCGUUUAUAAAGUGCGUUAAAUCUCACGGAGGAUACUCAUCCUGCGAUAAAUGUCAUGAUCCAGGGGAGUAUUAUUGUGGUAGAGUGACAUUAAAGAACAUUUUUGCACCUAAGAGAACUGAUCGUUCAUUUAGAUUGCAAUUAGAUGAAGAGCAUCACGUGGGCGAAACGCCUCUGUUAGUCCUGCCAAUUGAUUUUAUUGCAUGUUUCCCCAUUGAUUACAUGCAUUGCAUCUGCUUAGGAGUUGUACGCAAAUUAUUGAACUCUUGGUUGAGUGGUCCACUUCAUGUGAGACUGGGUAAUAAUUUAGCAAAACAAAUUUCUGACUAG
Zophobas morio is the source of this 537-nucleotide messenger RNA. RefSeq lists its product as uncharacterized. Lineage: Eukaryota; Metazoa; Arthropoda; Insecta; Coleoptera; Tenebrionidae. The coding region runs from base 1 to 537 and encodes 178 amino acids. The transcript has 2 exons. The record is from RefSeq and is a predicted model, not a curated record.